GCUGUCCAACUCUAUGAUUCUAAAUCAAAGUUAAUGUUUUGGAUCCGGUGACCCUUCCUCAGAACUCAAGGGACGAGCAAGGACCAUUAAUAGAGUUCCUUGUAGUCACGGGGCGUGACAUUUUACGGUAAAGUGACCCGUUGUUGUCUCUUUCGUUUAUAUGCACUGGAAUUAGUAAAACAAACCUGCUUCCAAUUGGGCUAGCAGUAAAUAUAUCCUUUCUCUCUCCCCAACCCCCCAAUCCAUUUUCUCGUGCAGGACUUGCUUGCGGUGAUCCGUUUACAAUCCUUGAAAAUGUGUUGUUUUCUGUUACCAGGAGCUGCUUCCGGCGGUGCCGCCGCCAUAUUCCCGAGGCUGCUCUUGGACGGACUGAGUCGAUGUCGGUGAGGCCGUCCGAGUGUCCGGGCAACACCGCUUCACCGUUUAACUGGACAGAAACUAACUGGUGGGGCGAGCCAAGAACAAAAUGAUCCAUAGCCUGUUUCUCAUCAACAGCACCGGCGAUAUCUUUCUGGAGAAACACUGGAAGAGUGUGGUGAGCCGGUCGGUCUGUGACUAUUUCUUCGAGGCCCAGGAGAAAGCCGGGGAGGCGGAUAAUGUGCCCCCGGUUAUCCCCACACCCCACCACUACUUGGUCAGCACCUACAGAGACAAGAUCUUCUUUGUUGCUGUCAUUCAGUCCGAAGUGCCUCCUCUAUUUGUAAUUGAGUUUCUCCAUCGAGUGGCAGAAACUUUGCAGGACUAUUUUGGAGAAUGCUCUGAGGCUUCAAUUAAGGAUAAUGUUGUUAUCGUGUAUGAACUUCUGGAAGAAAUGUUGGAUAAUGGUUUUCCAUUGGCUACUGAAUCCAAUAUCUUAAAAGAAUUAAUUAAACCUCCUACAAUUCUUCGUUCUGUUGUUAACACUAUUACGGGUAGCAGUAACGUAGGAGAUCAACUUCCAACGGGCCAAUUGUCCAAUAUCCCAUGGCGAAGAGCAGGAGUCAAAUAUACAAAUAAUGAAGCUUAUUUUGAUGUUACGGAGGAAAUUGAUGCCAUCAUUGACAAAUCAGGAUCAACGGUCUUUGCUGAAAUCCAGGGUGUUAUCGAUGCUUGCAUCAAGCUAACUGGAAUGCCAGACCUCACCCUUUCCUUUAUGAAUCCAAGGCUGCUAGAUGAUGUCAGCUUCCAUCCAUGUGUACGCUUUAAAAGAUGGGAAUCUGAGCGAGUUCUGUCAUUCAUUCCUCCAGAUGGAAAUUUCCGUUUGAUGUCUUACCAUGUCAGCUCUCAAAACUUGGUGGCAAUACCGGUUUAUGUAAAACACAACAUCAGCUUCAAAGAAAAUGGAUCUACAGGAAGAUUUGAUGUAACGGUUGGGCCAAAACAGACCAUGGGAAAGACAUUGGAGAAUGUUCUAAUGAUUAUUCAUAUGCCUAAAGGAGUGCUUAAUAUGACCCUGACUGCAGCACAGGGCAUUUACACAUUUGAUCCAGUUACCAAGGUAUUAAAUUGGGAUAUUGGAAAAAUUGCUUUGCCCAAGUUACCAACUUUAAAGGGAUUGGUUAACCUACAAUCUGGGGCACCCAAACCAGAAGAGAAUCCAACAAUUAACAUUCAGUUUCGAAUCCAACAACUUGCUGUAUCAGGCUUGAAAGUGAAUCGACUGGACAUGUAUGGAGAAAGAUACAAACCAUUCAAAGGUGUAAAAUAUGUCACCAAAGCAGGAAAAUUUCAAGUCAGGACAUGAGCGCAAGAAAACAAUUUGAAGCUUGGAUAAUUGCCAUGUCAUCUGGAACUCAACAUUUCUGAAACUGACUUAAUUGAUAAAGAAAAAGGGAAAACAUGUAAUAUUUGUGGGUUAACUGCCUUAAUUACAAAGUGAUAUUUUAACAGGUGUAUAAAAACUGGCUACCAGUACUGAAUGGGAAUUGUUUUCUAAAAAUGCAUUGAAUUGUUUUUCAUAAAUAAGCACAUUUUAUAUGGUAGUUUAUUAAAAACUAGUCACUGAAUUAUGUAUAGUACAGCAUGGUAGGAAUUACAAAUUAGCAUUACCUAUCCCCAGAAACCUAUUAAUACAUACAUUACUGCUUUAAAUAAUGGAUAUAGUCAAAGUAUGCAGAAUGGAACAGGUUAGUGUGCCAAUGCAGCUCAAUAGAAGUGCUUAGUAUAUUAUCCACUGUUUGUGCCUGAUAACACUUACUAAUUACCAACACUUGAAUUAGAUUACUUUGAGUUUGAAAGGUUGCCUUUGGUACUGAAUGUUCACUGUAAUGCUUAGAAAUAAGUUUAAUACAUUUAUACUUGUGUCCAGUACAAUUCAAUUGUCUCAAUAAAUAUUUGUUCCAGU
This is a messenger RNA of Chiloscyllium plagiosum (whitespotted bambooshark), 2323 nucleotides long. NCBI's taxonomy places the organism in Eukaryota, Metazoa, Chordata, Chondrichthyes, Orectolobiformes, Hemiscylliidae. The record is from RefSeq and is a predicted model, not a curated record.